UUUUCUUUCAGUGUUGGUAUUCUUCUCGCAGAUGCAGGGCGUGGGUGUGCGUACGAGCAACAAAUGUUCUUCAAAAAAGUUCACUUUUAAAAACAAAUCCACUUCCAUCUUUUAUUAUUGUUUACUCUUUUAAUGUUUAGGAAAAGUGUUAAUUUAAGUUAACCAUCAAGUGAAAGUCUUCAAAGCAAAUUAUCACCCAAAAACCCAACCCAACAAAGUUAUUCGUUUAAAUUGUGCAAGCACCUUGAAACAAAGAGUAGCUCAAAGCUUCUUCUGAUUGCUUCCAAAACAAAAAACCCAUUUAUCUUCCCCAGUUCCUCUUAACCAGUGUAGUUAGUAAAAAAUCCCAGUUAUGGUUCGUCUAACUAGAAAGGAACGUCAGGACAAAGUUGAGCUUCUGGCCAGCAUAAACAAAGUGAAUGCAAACGAUGACAACGAAGCCACAGACAACGAUGGAUACAAACACUGCGCAGAUUAUGGUUCGGAUUUCUCGGAGACGGACGAAAUAUUUCUACAAGGUUUGCUAUUUAGUAAUCCUUCGACGCCACUCAAGGACAAGUUAAAUUCUAGCGAACCACAAGAAAUUGAAAUUCUACGACCUGCCAAUCUUAACAAUAAGACUAUAAUCGACGAAAUAACUCGCAAAUAUUCCACAAAUAGAGGAAGAGACGCUAGAGAAUUAGCACAAUUAGUUUCAAAACCACAUUUUAAGGCACUAUUAAAAGCCCACGAUGAAAUAGGAGAACUUUUUGAAAGUCGAAUACACAAAGAAGAAACUCGAAAAGGUCAUUAUCUCUUCCCUCCCGAUAUAUUAAAUAGCAAAAUGCCGGUCGAAACUAUAAAAAUGGUCGGCCUUCGACGAAAUGUCAACCAACCUCUUGGUUUGACUGUCGAAAUAGAUGAACACAAACAAUUGGUGGUAGCACGUAUUUUAGCUGGAGGAGUUAUAGACAAACAAGGACUUUUACAUCCUGGCGAUGUUAUACUCGAAGUAAAUGGGGUUCCAGUUCAUACUCCUGAAGAACUUCAAAAUGAAGUUUCACGGGCCAAAGAGAAUCUCACAAUGAAAGUUGGUCCAAAUAUUGAGGAGGAAAUGAGAUCAGCUAGAAUGGCUAUGGCCGGUGGACAGGUAAAAAAGGGACAAAAUCUCGAACCAGGAAAGAAACUAACGUGCUACAUGCGAGCUUUGUUCACCUAUAUUCCAUCAGAUGAUUCACUAUUGCCAUGCAAGGAAAUUGGACUCGCCUUUAAGCAGGGAGACAUUUUACAGAUAAUAAAUGUCAAGGAUCCAAAUUGGUGGCAAGCCAAAAACAUAACAGCAAACAACGAUCAAAUUGGUUUGAUUCCAUCACAGGAUCUUGAAGAAAGACGAAAAGCUUUUGUAGCUCCGGAAGCAGAUUAUGUGCACAAAAUUGGUAUUUGCGGAACAAGAAUCUCAAAGCGAAAACGCAAGACUAUGUAUCGUUCUGUGGCGAAUUGUGAAUUCGAUAAAGCAGAUUUGAUGUUGUACGAAGAAGUAACACGAAUGCCACCGUUUCGAAGGAAAACUUUAGUUCUAAUUGGCGUCCAAGGUGUUGGUCGUCGUACAUUAAAAAAUCGUCUGGUCAACAGUGAUCUUGAUCGCUUCGGUGCCGUUAUACCUCAUACAUCCCGUCCAAAACGAGCACUCGAGGAAAAUGGUCGUACAUAUUGGUUCCUCGAUAGAGAAGAUAUGGAAGAUGAAAUUAAACAAAAUAAUUUCUUAGAAUAUGGUGAACAUAAUGGAAAUUUAUAUGGAACUCAUUUGCAGUCUAUACGGGAUGUUAUUAAACAAGGCAAAAUGUGUGUUCUAGAUUGUGCACCAAAUGCAUUGAAAAUUCUUCACAAUAGCCAGGAGUUGAUGCCAUUUGUUAUAUUUAUAGCCGCACCGGGAAUGGAGCAACUAAAACAAAUCUAUAAUGAGCGCAGGGCUACGGGUUCAAAUAAGAAUUUAACUUUUGAUCGUCAAAGUUCUAUUCGAUAUAGCUCUAGGCGAGCUCGAACACUAGAAUCAUUAGCAUCGCUCUACGAAGAUGACGAUCUUGUUGCCACAGUAGAAGAAAGUUCUUUUGUUCAACGCAAAUAUGAGAAGUAUUUCGAUAUGGUUAUUGUAAACGAAGAUUUCGAUGAGACAUUCAGACAAGUCGUAGAGACUCUUGAUCAAAUGAGUCAUGAGCAUCAAUGGGUGCCAGUUAAUUGGAUUUAUUAAAAAUGUUUAAACUUCUUCUAAAUAAAAAAAAAAACUUAAACUAAAAACAAUCAACGGCAGCGGAAUAUUUACACAAGUGUCUUAUUUUAUUUAGUUAAAAUCUACAAAACAAUCAAAGCUCUUAACAUUAAUUAUUAUUAUACACAUACACAUAACUAUAUAAUUAUUAUAUUUAAAAAAUAACUAUACAAUGGUUAUCUCAUGUUUUUUUUACAAAUUUCAUUCUUUUUUUU
This is a messenger RNA of Episyrphus balteatus (marmalade hoverfly), 2460 nucleotides long. RefSeq names its product protein PALS2 (gene vari). Gene Ontology annotation, molecular function: protein binding. NCBI's taxonomy places the organism in Eukaryota, Metazoa, Arthropoda, Insecta, Diptera, Syrphidae. The record is from RefSeq and is a predicted model, not a curated record. The coding region runs from base 353 to 2227 and encodes 624 amino acids. The transcript has 11 exons. Gene Ontology annotation, cellular component: plasma membrane; cell-cell junction.